CAGGGGCAGACUGACCAUUUGGAAACUCGGGCACUGCUCGAGGGCCACGGGUCAGUAGGGGGCCCCAUGAGAUGCCUCUGGUACCUUUUUCAUAUAGGUUUUUUGAGUUUGGGCAAGGACAUAGGGGCCCCAUUAUCCCCUAUUGCCCGGGGGCCCCAUGAGUUGUCAGUCCACCCCUGGGGCGAACUGACCAUUUGGAAACUUGGGCACUGUCCGAGGGCCCGGGGUUUAGUAGGGGGCCCCAUGAGAUGCCCCUGGUACCUUUUUCAUAGGCUUUUUUGAGUUUGGGCAAGGACACAGGGGCCCCAUGAUCCCCUAUUGCCCGGGGGCCCCAU
Molecule: messenger RNA, 335 nt
Organism: Staurois parvus
Lineage: Eukaryota; Metazoa; Chordata; Amphibia; Anura; Ranidae
Source: the annotation of a GenBank genome assembly